AUGCUCAGUUCACGGUUCACUUCCUUGUUUAAUCUUCAUAUCCAGACGAAAAGAUGGUUGGUGCAACUCACGAACUUGGCUGCAAUACAAUCAGGCGUUGUGGCACAGAUUCUGACGAGUCUGUCUCAGGGCAUUCCAGCUGACAAGAACAAAGCCCAAAUCUCGACAAAAUCCCUGCGCGAUUUCGGCAAGCAGCUCCAAGCCUGCACGACCAAAUCCGGCGACAAUAUUUUAGACGCCAUGCUUUUGUACUGCGUCCGGAAAGUGAACAAUUCUGAUUGGAAAAAGCCAUGCACUUUUUUCCCGGGGGUCUGUUCCCAGGGCCCUGGUCACACCAAUAUCGAACACUUCCUGGAAAUCAGAGACCUCGUCGCGUCAUUUGGCUGCAUUCCCAAUCGGGCCACGUGUGACGAAAUUCUCAGGUCCAGCGGGUCGACUGCCAAAAACUCAGACGCAUUCAACAAUGCCAGGCAGUUUUUGAAAAUGGGUCGGUUUGGCGACACGAGCACCGAGACGACGAGCAGUUAUUCCACAGCCAAACUCGCCAAGGAACAACAUUGGGCCGUGUUGUCGAGUCUCUUGAUGAGGUCAAAAACUCCGCUCAGGGUCGAGGAGUUGGGUCAUCAUGUGUGCGAUGGCAUGACCACGUAUGAGUGGUGCCAACAGCAUGAAAACAGCACGAUGCAAGCUGAAAUCAAAUCUUUCUUGGAGACCAAGCUGACAGAGGCUUUGAAAGUGGGCGAUGCCACGCAACUCGCCGCAGCACUUUCCAGCGUGGGCAAACUGGCUUUUGAGGUGAAUCUGAGUCAGCAUAAUGCCAACGUGGUGCAACUGGUCAUGAGCCCCGAUUAUCCUUUCCCAAAAAUGCGUCGGGUAAUCCUCGCAGCAUUCCGCAACGUGUGUCCUGAAGACUUUGAAAAGUUGAUGAGCUUUUCUGCCCUGGAGGAUGUGACUGUCAUCGCGGAUUCCUAUUUGGCAGAGGCAGGAUCAUUCUCUCUGGUUUUUCUGCAGCACAGUUUGAAGCUGAAAUUGGCAUCUUGCGUAUUGUGUCUCAACGUGGCUCCGGAUGAGGGUGACGCUGAUUAUCAAAAAUGGCAGGAGGCGCGAGAGCGUUUUUACCCUGCUCCAAAAACGAUUGAAUCACAGCCACCUGAGAACAUCUCUGGAGCCUUGCUCCAUUCCACGAGAUUCGUCAGCAACAGAGUAACAGCCUUGGAAAUAGUUCCCGACGACUCCGCAGUACCACCAGCGACUCCAUCCGUGAUGGCGGUUCCGGCAGCACAGACCGAACCCGGCUGCUUUCCAUGGGCGAAAAUUAUUGGCAAACCCGUGGCGAUGGUGGACGAGGAGAAAAAGAUGGACACCGACAAAGGCGCCGAGAUCCUGCGGGUGCUCCACAACUGCCUGCUCGACCAACCCGACUUCGCGAGGAAAUGUCUCCUGUCGCACCCGACCAUUUCCCAAUGGCUGCGAGUCACUUGGCGCGACAAAACGUUCCGUUUCCGCUUCAAAUGGAACCUGGCCGUGUACGGCGCAUUCCUGUUCAUCUCCAGCAUCCUCUCGUGUUUGUAUCUCAUUUCCGCUGUCAAGUUCGUCCGGACGCCGCCGCAGAAUUACUUUGUUUUCGUGCCCGUGUGGGUCCUGGCCCUGUUGGUCGUGGUGCGUGAGACUGAGCAGGUGCACGAGUUCGGACUGGCGUACCUCCUGGAGCAGGGCAGCUACAUUGACGUGCUCGUGUGUCUGCUGGUACUGCAGCUGGCUGUGGGACUGCACAACCCCAACGUUACCUGGAUGUACGCCCAGCGGAUACUCCUGCCUCUGGUCCCGUUGUUGGCGUCGCUGGCAUUCAUGAAGGCCUGUGGCGCUAUGACCAACCGUGGUGGCAAGGCGGCUAUGAUGUUCCUCCGCACCGUGAGUCGGGUGGCGGGUGUAGGCCUCCUUUUCUUGCCAGUGCUGGGUUUCUGCUUCAGCAUGGUGGCCCUGUUUGCGGAUCAAACCGAAAGCAGCCAUGGGAUCCAGUUUCUCCCGGCCACCUUGCUCCAAUCCGUGUCCAUGCUCAUGGCCAACUUCGAGACAUCCACGUUCGUCAACGCGUCGGAUCCCGGCAACCCGUUGUCUCUGGCAGGUCCGAUACUCGCCAUUUGCGGGGUUCUCGUGCUCAACCUCAUCGUUGGCAAUUUGCUCAUCGGCAUUGCCAUCAGCGUGUCCCGGGAAUUGGAGGAUGAUGCUGAAGCCCUGUGCAACGAACGAAGGCUGGUUUUCAUGCUCCGGUUGAUUCGGAGCUCGACCAGAAUGAAGCAGAAGCGGUUGUUGGAGAAACGCAGGGGGAAUUCGGGUUUCAUCAGGAAAUUUCAUCGGGCUUUGGCUGCUUUGGCCAAAUUGCCUUUCGUGGGCAGAUCGCUUUCUCCUGCUGAUGUGUACCCAAAUCGGCUUCUGCUGCAGGUCAAGGCAAAUGAUCCAAAGUUUCGAGGAAACAGAGAUGAACAUGAGUUGCCCGUGGAAACAAUUGUCAUGGAUCGGGAGCAGUUUGAAGAUCUAAUUUUGGCGCUGGAAAGCAGAAAAUCCGCAGUAUCUGCAAGUGACGACUCUGCAACAGAAUUGGCAUUGCUGCACAAGGGCCUGAGGGACCUCAAGCAACUUGUCGCAUCCCUUGAAGCCAAUUCGAAGGCUCAGUAGAAUUUGCUGCUGGACCAUCUGAAGAGACAAAUUAUUUCAAACAUCAACCUAGAAUCUUUGAUUAUUUAAUGUAUGCUUUCGGCAUUCCUUCAGAACAUCUUGCCAUUUAUGUCGCGAAAAAAAAAAAAGGCAGGGACGAGGUAUUCGCGAGAAAUGUAAGCCACUGCUUGUAUUUGGAUAUUUUUGCACGACGGAAGAAUUCGAGCUUAAUUUGAAUUUGUCACACGCUUUUUCCAGCAAUUACUGAAGCGCAGAACUGUAUUUCGCAUUAACAUUGGAAUCACCUCAACAUUUCUAUAAGUAUCAAUUUUUCUUAUUGCGAGCAUAAAAUUAAGCGCAUUCCCAAUUUUCAUAAUUUUAAUAAUAGCAUGUUCAAAUCUUCUAGAUAUAGAAAGUCAUUGAGCAAACUUGUCCAGAGAAUUUUUUAAUAAUCUGAAAAUACAAUGCUUGCGAAUCUAAAAAGCUAUUGGUAUCAUAUUAACUUUACAUGAUUUUGAGUUUAAAAGGAGGAGUAUAUAAAGAAUGUUGAUUCCUUUUCCUUGCUUCAUGAUAAGCUCCGACGUUUUUUAAACCAGUGUUCGACAACCUUAUGGGGUCCUCGGAUCAGCAAAUUUCUAGAAAAUUUUCUGCAGACCAACAAGGGUUUGUAAAAUGUUUGCAGAUGCAAAAAAGGUUUUUUAGACUUUGUGGCAGGUAUUUAAAAAGUUUCUGCUUUAUUGAAAAAAAUUAAGUUAAGAACCAAUAACCAUUGCGGAAUAUCAUCAAAAAUUAGAAAAGUGGACUUGAAUGAAGGUUUCCAAAUUGAAAAAUUAAUAUAACUAAUUUCAGCAGGAGACACUUUGUCUGAGGAAAGUCAAAUUUUAUUUUUCAACUGCAAAUUAGACUAGUGUUCCUCAAACUAUUUGGGCCCACAGACAGGUAAAUUUCCAUAAAAUUGUUUGUGGACCAGCAAAUUUUCAGAAAGAUUGCUGCAGACUGACAAAAUUUCAUGAAAUUUUUGCAGACUCAAAAAUUCUUUAUAAUGGAAAGACUUCAUGGCAAGUAUUUGCAAAAUGUCUGCUCUCUUGCAAAAAUGAGAGAAUGAACUAAUGAAGCAGCUUUGCUGGAAUUGUCUUCAAAAAAUUGGAAAGAUCAGCUUGAAAAAGGUUUAAAUGAAAAAUUAAAAUAAUUUAUUUCAACCAGUGAAAAUUAGUCCCAAGUGUUAUUAGGAGAAAAGCCCAUUUUUAUUUUUCAUCAGAUAAUUUCAACUGUCAUUGUGUUUCUGAAAUUACAGACAAAGUUAUCAAACUUUAUUGCUCAAUUUUGAUAAAUGUAUUACGCUGAAGAAAAUUUUCCAUGGACAGGCAAAAAUCAUCUGCAGACUGGCGCUGUUCCAUGUACAAUGGGUUGGGAAACACUAUUUUGGACCACAACAGUCAAAUGCUUAAUAAAAGCACAGUGCGUUUUAUUAUUGCAUUUUAUAUUUUAUAUUCUUCAACAAUCAUAUUUUUGCAAAGAAAUCUCUUCAGGGACUUUCAAUGUAGCUUAAUUUUCCAAAAAAUCGCAAUUUUUGAAAGAUAGGAUGUGUGACUUCCGAUUAGAGGGCAUACACCUGUACGUCUUACACAUCAUACACGUUUUUCGUCCUGUGAGUGGGUGUUCUUUGUUUUUUUUUAAGCCAAAACUAAAUUCAGAAAUUUCUUCAACAUUGUCCACCUUGGAGUUCAAAAGUUGUUGCUGAAUUUGGCAAGCUUUUUGAUAGAUCAUCUGCUAUAAAGCACAGCAUUUUGCAUUUUACUACAAUUUCAAGAACAGCUGCAAGAAUUUUGCAGAAGUCUUUAUAAUGCUGGCGCAGAAUAACCCAGCAAAUAAUUUGUUACAGGUAUUGCUGCGCGUAACAGUUACGCAUACAAAACGUGUUUGUUAUGCAUAACUGUUAUGCCCAGCUUCUUCUGAAACACCUUUCUUUUUUUUCUGUGUUCCUGUACUGAAAGUUUUUGCUGAAAUGCAUUCUGUAGUUACGCCUAUACUUUAAACAUUUUUGUUGAGCUUUUCUUGAGUGUAGCAGGCAGGCAUUUCAAAAUUCUGUUCAAUAUUAUCCAUUGGAAAUUUGCCAAUUGCUUAGAGUAGCCAUAGAGUUUCAUUAAAAACAGAAUACAGGUAGAAUCUACCUACAAUGAUCUUGCCUACAAUUAUUUUCCAUGUAGAACAUGUUGUCUUUUAGUCAUAUAUAGGGGCCAUUACCCAACUUUGUAAGGGUUCUCUAUAAGAAAAAUAUCUUGAUGAUGAAUUUCUUCUGGUCCCCUGAGUUUUGUUGUAGAGAGUCUAUACCUGUACUGUACAUGAAAAGUAGAACAUAAAUAUCAACCAAACUAGCUUUUCACUUAUUUAUAUGGAAGCCAGUG
Molecule: messenger RNA, 5060 nt
Organism: Notodromas monacha
Lineage: Eukaryota; Metazoa; Arthropoda; Ostracoda; Podocopida; Cyprididae
Source: the annotation of a GenBank genome assembly